AUGACAUCCGCCAUGACUCGUCCCGAGGACACAAUACGUGGGCCGCGCUUGAACCGCGGCGAGACAGACGAAGAUGAAAUGGAAAAUGGAACGCCCGAGUCAGGUAGCUUGCUGGCGUCACAAAGCGAUGACUCUCCGUACUUUGACGAGGGAAGUCGACCAAGCACUGCUUUAGGAGAUACCCCGGAGAGUGCUAGCAAGCAACCCACAGGAUUGAAAACGCUUAGCCCGGAGGAAACCAUUGAGCUAGCGCGACACGCUGUUGAAAGUGGCAUUCAAGAUACUAAGCGUUCCCUGGCAGGCAGCGAGGCCGUCACAGAUGUGGUCAAGCCUAAGCUGACCAUUGACCUUGGUCAUUCACACAUUGCCAGGAUUCCUGAGCCAGUCGUUGACUUGAUCAAAGAUGAGGUCGAACGGCUGUCUCUCUCGAACAAUCAACUUUUCCAUAUCCCCUAUCGUUUUGCAGAGUGCUCGCAUCUACGCUAUCUCAACAUCAGAGCGAACAACUUUCGUGAAUUCCCAAAAGGAGUUUACAAACUACCAUUACUCGAAAUCCUUGAUUUGAGUCGAAAUAAAAUCAAAGAGUUACCAAAUGAGAUCAGCAAAUUGAAAUCAUUGCGAGUUCUGUCAGUGAUGCAAAAUCGCCUCAUUGACCUCCCGGUUGGCCUCUCCGAGAUGCAUAAGCUUCAAAUUUUCAAGUGUGUCGGGAAUCCUCUGCGAAAGCCACUGCGUGAAAUUCUAGAGGAAACCGAGAACGAGACGACACCAUCUGGGAUGACCGACAAUGAGAAGGAGGUUGCAGCCACAACCAAACUCAAAAGAUUUCUUAUGAAAACACGACAACAGACGAGUACACCCGAGCCAGAAAUAAUUGCUGAUACAAGCGAUGGUACUUUUGACGUUAAACCGGUACCAACACCGAUACCCUCAAAGCGGAAUUUGAGUGGCCGAUUUCCAGUAAUUCCCAGCACUGGUGAUAGCUCAGCAAGCUCAUCUCGGUCUCCGUCGAUAUCACGGGCACCGCCAAUCCCAUUAAAAUCACACUAUCGCAUGGCCUCUGGACAACAGGGCGCUACUUACCACAUGCCUGGUCUUCAAAGACCUGGCGUAGCACCUCAUUCUAUCAACGAGCGCAAUCGAAGCAAUAGCGAGGGCAUAAUUCAAGGAUCAUCUGUUGCCCGUAGCAAACGAAUGGGACUGAUCACUCGCAAGAAUACCGAUUUGGGUACAUUGGAUGAAACGCGCCCAUAUCGAAACAGCCAUCUACGGGGUCUCAGUCAUGGAUCUGUGCUUCGACCGCGUCAGCCUGCACCGCCAAUAGCUACGAAUGACAGUACUCCCCAGAGUCCCACCAGCCCGAGAGAGCCUCGGCGUCCGCGAGAUGGUUGGGUUAAUCGGAUGUCUAGUCUGCCUGAACACAAGGGUGAGCGUGGAUCCGAUGAACCGAUAAUCAAGAGUGCAAAGGGUAUCCUGUUUGCCCUCGCUCAAGUUCAUUCUCAUAUCGAUACAUUAAUCAACGUGAUCAAGCAUGAUGACACCAGACGCCACAGCCUCGAGCUUGUCUUUUACAAUGCUUCCUCACACGUUGACCAACUCAACGAUGCUCUCGAGAAAGCAUCAAAUGCUUUGUGCAAUGACCCAGAGUCAAUCGCAUCAGUCACCGAAACGGUCAAACGUGAAUGCGAGACGUGCAUCGCCGCCUACAUUCAUGUCGGCACGCAGCUACGCAACAACGUCGCUAAGAUCGUUUCCAACGGCGAUCCGCGCUAUGUACGAUCGCUGAUGCUGACGAUGUUCGGCAGCCUAGUGGAGCUACGGAAUGCUUGCGCUAUUCUCAAAGUUCCGCUCCAGACCACCAACAAACGUGGCUCUGCUACAAAGCGCUUGGUUGGCCCAAGUAACCCACUCCCCUCGGUCCCAGACCGAUCUCAACUCUCGCUGGUCACUCCAACAAGAGAUCCCGCCCCGCCCACAAGACGAUUGCGAAGCGACACGACAAUUCGACACCCUCAAUACCCUAUGACUAUGACUUCCAAUCAGACUAGCAUUAGCUCUCCUGCUUUCUCCACGUACGCACGCAGUCGCUCGAGCAGCAGAUCAAACAUGAUCAACACAUCUAUGCCACACUCGUUGGCAACCCCUCGCUCAGGCGAAACCUUCCCUCCUAUGCCUGUUCCCGGGGCUCCCCGAGUCAACACACUGACUGGACUGGACGAAAAUGAAGAGGAGCGGAUAUUCGAAAAGAUCUUCCAUCAGCUGACUGCUACAUAUCAUGCUGCAUACGGGGCACUUCCACUAGCCCGUCGGCAAUUCAUAAGGUGUCUAGAAGCCGCUCAACAAUCACGCGAUUCAGAGGGAAUUCAAAUCCUCUGGAACAACCUCAUCCGUCGAUGUCAGUUUUGCCUGGAAGUUUCCGAUGCCCUAGGACAGCGUCUCUCGACCAUGAAGAUCAAAGAACCAGGCGGCGGACUCCGCAACCAACGCGAGUUCUGGCAGCUAUGCAAAUCCUUCAUGCAGUCGUUUGUCGACCUAGUGAACGAGAUGCGCGAGUUGAGAAGUAUGCAGCUUCUACCUCCCGACGUCAUCAUCCUCCUACGCCCAGUCCAAAAGGCAAGCCGAGAAGCAGGCCGCUUGAUCGAGGUAUCUCCUUGGGCCUACCUUGCAGACCCAGACCGCCAUCCCCCUCCUAGUGCCUUGUACGGCCCUCCGCUACAGACCCCACACCUACAACACCAUCAAACAUCCGUGUCAACAUCCGCCCUCACCAACAACCCCUCUUUCCAAUUCAAUAUGAUGUCGCCCCCGCAAUCAGUCACCGUCCCUGCCACUCCGCUGAGUGCGGCGCUCGGCCCUGCUGCGCAGGCCACUGUCCCGUCCACACCGGCCAGUGCAUAUAGUGACAAGUUUUUCGAGGGCGAUGUCUUCCAGCGUGCUGACUCGCUUCUCUCGUCGAACCAAGCCCCGUUCUUCCGUCGCUAA
Messenger RNA from Penicillium samsonianum, 2979 nucleotides. RefSeq lists its product as uncharacterized. The coding region runs from base 1 to 2979 and encodes 992 amino acids. Lineage: Eukaryota; Fungi; Ascomycota; Eurotiomycetes; Eurotiales; Aspergillaceae. The transcript is spliced from 4 exons. The record is from RefSeq and is a predicted model, not a curated record. Gene Ontology annotation, molecular function: protein binding.